AAAAGUGGGUCAAUAUCAAGGGGCGCUACUCAUAGAAAUCAUUAUUUCAUUGCAAGAUGGAGCACCGGGAAAUAUCCGCCCCAAGAGCGGGGAAGUAUAACGUUUAUAUUGAGGGAGACUUGAAACACAAGCAUUUUAUAAUCCUCACAGUUCAUGAUUUAGGAUGCAAUCAUUCAAUGUGGACAUCCUUCCUGAACCAUCCGUCCAUGGCGGAGAUCAACAAAAGGGCAGCUUAUAUCCAUGUCGACAUUCCAGGACAGGAGGAUAAUGCCCCUGAUCUCCCCCCAGACUAUAACUUCCCCAGUAUGCAGAGUCUUGGAGAAGAUCUUAUCUGUAUUCUGGACCAACUGGACAUUAAGCAGGUGGUGGGAAUUGGAGAGGGAGCAGGGGCCAACAUCCUCGCCAGGUUUGCUAUGGCCCAGCCUGCUCGCGUGUUAGGAGUUGUCCUGAUCCACUGCACCGGAACAACCGCAGGAAUCAUGGAGGGGCUGAAGGACAAGCUGAUUGGUUGGAAGUUGGAACAUUUAGGAAUGAAUCCCACAGCUGAGGCCUACUUAAUGAUGCACAGAUUUGGUUCGUUUGAGAAAGCUACGGAUCAGGAGGAACUGAACAAGGCCAUUAACUCAUUCCAACACUCACUCCGAAAAAAUAUCAAUCCUCAGAACCUCAAACGAUUUGUCAAGUCUUUCAUGAAGAGAACUAAUAUUGCUGAAAGCAUUGGGAAGAUGAAGUGCCCUGAACUCCUAGUGACAGGUGCUCUUGCCUCAUUUAAUCACACUGUCCAUACACUGGCUGGUUUUAUGUUGGCUAAGAUGGAGAAGAACAAAGUGGAGAUCAUUGAAGUGGAGGGGGUGGCUAACGUUGUGGAGGAGAAGCCUGAACGUCUAGCUGAGGCCUUCCUGUAUUUCUGUCAGGGACUGGGAGUUAUUGGUGGAGUCCCAAUGCCGCGCGUGAGAAGUAACUCCCAAGAUAACACAGAGAUUAUGACCCGGCGAACACGGAGCUUGUCUAUGGAGGAGGCAGACAAACCACUGGGCAUCUACUCGUCAAGCCCGGGCCGAAUCGGCAGCCCAACCAAGCUUGGCACUAGCCCAGCCAAAUAAGUCCACUCUGCAAUCUCAUCUAGCUAGCUCCCAAGCAGAUCCUCGUUCCAAUUUCUAAUCUUGUUUUUUCUGUGAGGCGUAGUUAAAAAAGAAAAGGACUUUGUGUGGUUUUGUUUUAAAUGUGUGGACUAAUCAUAUAGUGUUAGGGUUGUCCAUCAUUCAGCAAUGUUUCAUAACUCUGUAUUUUACUUACAAGAGAUUAGAAAAAAAAAGAAUUUCAUUAAAAAUGCAAUAACUCAUUAAAAUCAAUGGUUUUGAAGUAAAUAAUUUUAUAAAUAGUCAGUAUUACAGAUAUACAGAGUUUCAAAACAUUGUUUGAUCUGUGGCCACUUUAAACAUAGUUUUUUAGUUCAUUUAUUAAUUGCUGAGAUUUAAUUUACAUAUCCCUCCAAAAGAUGUCACAUUGUAAAAAAAAAAAUUUUUAUUUAGUGUAUCUUCUAUUUGAAUAUAUGCUAAAUAUAUAUUAUAUAUAGUCCUGCACUCACGCUAUAUAUAGAGGAACCAAUUAAGUAUUAUUUUUUACCAAAGUGUAACUUUUUUUUAAAGAUCUUGAGCCUUUUUUUUUUUUUUUGCUAGUCACAUUUCCGCAGUCAAAGUUAUCCCGUGUGUAUUACUAAAAGCUUGAGAGUUUAGUAGAAACUUGAGUUACUUAGGUUGUAGAUUGUUAUGACUGUUUAGUUGUAAGAGUAUGUUUGUGUAUCCUCUAAUUACUAUGCAGGACUUUGUGUUGAAAUACCUGUUUUAUUUUUGUACCAAGGUCUGUUAGUGUUUCUCAUAUUUUCACCUGUAUGUGUAUGUGUUUUAUAGUCUUAUGCAAUUCCAUCAGCGCAGCAGGAUAAGUGUUUAAGUCUGUGAAUGAGAUUUUAUAAUUGCUUGCCUUCUUUCGCAGGACUUCUUUGGGUGUUCCACCAACUGCUUUAACAUUUAAAUUGGGUGAAGGUUGUCAUUUUCUGAGAAUCAAAGAGAAGAAUUACAGAUAUUUAACAUAAUAAUCAGGUUAAUUUAUCAUAAUCACUGAGGUGGGGCAUUUUCUGCAUGCUGACAAAUGAAGAAAGAUGGAAGGUUUCGUUUAUUAUUUUAAGGUUGUGGGAUUCUCUGUAAUCGGAACUCUCUGUAGCUUGUAGCUUUCACAAUGCAUUAUCCUUAGAAAACCUGUAAGUGUUCUGGAUUUCUUGGUCAUUCAAAGUAAAUAGAUCUCAUGGAACCUGCUCAGAACAAUUUGGAGGUGUAAUACUCUAUGCUAGUCUUUAGAUUGUCAGGAUCCAAAUUCGUAUCAUACUGUCCAGAGUGCAAGAAAAACAAAUUGAAGUAUUUUAAUAUUAAUUUGAAAAGAAAAGUUGUCUUCUUUUCUAAACAAUGUACUUUUUUGGAUUUUCUUAUAGAUAAUAGAUGAUAAAUAGAUAAUAAGGUAAUAUUUACAGAAUUAGAUAAGUGUUUUUUUUUCAUAAGUGAAAUUGAUGUAAAUGUGUUUUAAUGGCCACUACACUUAAGAGUGUUACUGAUGAGUUUAGUUAUGUAGAUGUUAUAAUUAAUAAAAGUAUUAAAGGAU
This is a messenger RNA of Saccostrea cuccullata (small rock oyster), 2652 nucleotides long. RefSeq lists its product as uncharacterized. Gene Ontology annotation, biological process: signal transduction. The record is from RefSeq and is a predicted model, not a curated record. The transcript has 14 exons. Gene Ontology annotation, cellular component: cytoplasm. The coding region runs from base 57 to 1103 and encodes 348 amino acids. NCBI's taxonomy places the organism in Eukaryota, Metazoa, Mollusca, Bivalvia, Ostreida, Ostreidae.